CAUUUAUUUAUUUUUUUACCGUAAUUAUGUGAGAACGUGAUCUGCGGCUGUGUACCAUACGUAACACACGUUGCGAAGUACUAACCUCGCGUAACAUGCAUCGACGUGGUCUUUAGGUGUUUCUCUAAGGGCGAGAAAGUCGUCGUGACAGCUGUUUUGGGGUCCAAAACGAUGGAAAAUGUAAAAAAAGAUACCAAGACGAAUCCGGCAGCGUCGGCGAAUCUCCUCUCCAAGUUAAUUUUCUGGUGGCUCAAUCCCCUCUUCCGCGCUGGAUACAAGCGCAAGCUUGAGGAGGAUGACAUUUACCCGGUGCUGGAGGAGGACAGCUCAGAGAUGCUGGGACAGCAGUUGCAAAGAUAUUGGGAUCAUGAGGUCCAGGUGGCCACCAAAGAAUUGCGGAAGCCAAAACUUUCAAGAGUCAUCAUCAGGUGUUUUUGGAAGAUCUAUUCAGUGCUGGGAUUGUUCACCCUUGUUGAGGAGGUGAUAAAGGUGAUCCAACCAGUCCUUCUAGGAUAUAUAAUCCGCUACUUUGAGGAUUAUGACCCACACAAUAAAGCGGCCCUGAACGAGACCCUCGGCUACGCAGCCGGCCUUUCAAUCUUCACCAUCGGUCUCAAUCUGUUGCACCACCUCUACUUCUUCAAUGUCCAGCGAGUUGGCAUGAAAAUCAGAGUGGCCAUGUGUCACAUGAUCUACAAAAAGGCUUUGUGUCUCAGCUAUUCUGCAAUGGGAAAGACCACGACAGGUCAGAUUGUCAACCUGCUUUCCAACGAUGUCAACAAGUUUGAUGAUCUGACAAUCUUCCUGCACUUCCUGUGGGUGGGGCCCCUCCAGGCUGCAGCUGUGGUGGGACUCUUGUGGCUGGAGAUUGGGCCAUCUUGCCUGGCAGGCAUGGUGGUCCUCAUGUUCCUAAUGCCCACGCAGACCCUUUUUGGGAGGCUGUUUUCCAAAUUCAGGAGUAGGACGGCCAUUCUUACUGACAGCAGGAUCCGUAUAAUGAAUGAGGUGGUGUCUGGAAUUAGGAUCAUCAAGAUGUAUGCCUGGGAGAAACCAUUUGCUGCUUUGGUCUCAGAUGUCAGAAGGAAGGAGAUCUACCAGAUCAUGAUGAGCUCGUAUUUGCGCGGCCUCAACAUGUCCUCCUUCUUCUGUGCCAGCAAGAUCAUCGUCUUCAUCACCUUCACCCUCUAUGUCCUGUUGGGAAAUAAAAUCUCAGCCAGCCGAGUCUUUGUGACUGUGUCACUGUACACAGCAGUGCGCCUCACUGUCACACUCUUCUUUCCCAGCGCCAUAGAGAAACUCUAUGAGAGCCGUGUCAGUAUUCAGAGGAUCCAGGAGUUCUUGUUGCUGGAGGAGAUGACAAAGACCAGCACUCCUCUGCCGCAUGCCGAGAAGCAAGAUUCUGCUGUUGAGAUCCAGGACCUGAUGUGCUACUGGGACAAGAGUCUGGAUGCUCCAUGUCUGCAGAAUGUCACACUCAGUCUGACUGGAAAACAGCUGUUGGCUGUUAUUGGACCAGUUGGUGCAGGGAAGUCCUCCCUUUUGAGCUCAAUCUUGGGAGAGCUUCCUGUUGAAAAGGGAGGGAUGAAAGUCAAAGGUCAGCUAACCUACGCAGCUCAACAGCCCUGGGUGUUUCCUGGCACUAUCCGGAGCAAUAUCUUGUUUGGAAAGGAGAUGGAUCUACGCAUGUAUGAGAGAGUCCUCAGGGCUUGUGCUCUCAAGCGGGACUUGGAGCUGCUCCCAGACGGAGACCUGACGCUGAUUGGGGACCGUGGCUCCACACUCAGUGGGGGACAGAAGGCUCGUGUCAACCUGGCCAGAGCUGUGUAUCAGGAUGCUGAUAUUUACCUUCUGGAUGAUCCUCUCAGUGCUGUGGACGCUGAAGUCGGAAGGCACCUCUUUGAACAGUGCAUCUGUGGCGUGCUGAAGAACAAACCUCGCAUCUUGGUCACCCACCAACUACAGUACCUGAAGGGAGCAGAUCAGAUUGUGGUCCUCAAAGAGGGUCACAUGGUGGCCAAGGGUACAUACACAGAGCUACAACGGUCCGGACUGGAUUUCACCUCACUCCUGAAGAAGGAUGAGGAGGAGGAACCCCAUCAGUCUCCCACAGACUUCUCCCCCCGAAGCCGAACUUUGUCCCAGAACUCAGUGCGGUCUCAGGCCUCUUCCGGGCACUCGGUCCAAGAUGGAGAACAUUUAGAAGCUGAGCCAGUGCACACGGUGGCAGAGGAGAGUCGUGCACAGGGAUCCAUCGGAUUGAAUAUAUACAUCAAGUACCUACAGGCUGGUGCCAGCGUUUUGGUUGUGGUCAUUGCGUUGCUCCUGAACAUUCUGGCUCAGGUGGCAUACAUUGUGCAGGACUGGUGGCUGGCUUACUGGGCUGAGGAGCAAGGCAAACUGGACAUGAACAGCACCAUGGAGCACAAUGUCACCCAAGUUGACAAAGAGCUGGACCUUGAAUUCUACUUGGGCAUAUAUGGAGGUUUGACCGCAGCCACCAUCAUUUUUGGUUUUGUGAGGACUUUGCUGAUGUUCAACGUCCUGGUGAGAAGUACACAGGCCCUACACAACAGCAUGUUUAACGCCAUCCUUCGCACCCAUGUGCGCUUCUUUGACGUCAACCCCAUUGGUAGAGUUUUAAACCGUUUUUCGAAGGACAUUGGCCAACUGGAUUCCAUCAUGCCGUGGACCUUUGUUGACUUCAUUCAGGUUUUUCUGCAAAUCCUCGGAGUGGUGGCAGUUGCGGUGGGUGUGAUCCCCUGGAUUCUCCUUCCUGUGCUCCCCCUACUUAUUGUCUUCAUCUUCCUUCGGCGCUACUUCCUGGAGACUUCCAGAGACGUCAAACGUCUGGAGUCCACAACUCGGAGUCCAGUUUUCUCGCACCUGUCUUCCUCUCUGCAGGGCCUGUGGACUAUUCGAGCCUUCAGAGCAGAAGGCCGCUUCCAAAAGGCCUUUGACGCCCAUCAGGAUCUGCACUCAGCGGCGUGGUUUCUUUUCCUGACCACGUCUCGCUGGUUUGCCAUACGCCUCGAUGGCAUGUGCUCCAUCUUUGUGACAAUCACCACCUUUGGCUGCCUGUUGCUCCGUGACCAACUGGACGCCGGCUCUGUGGGUUUGGCUUUGAGCUACUCCAUCACUCUGAUGGGCAUGUUCCAGUGGGGGGUCCGGCAGAGCGCUGAGGUGGAGAACCUGAUGACAUCGGUGGAGCGGGUGAUGGAAUACACCGAACUGGAGAGUGAAGCCCCCUGGGAAACCAAAAAGAGACCUCCCCCUGGUUGGCCCAGCAAAGGUCUGGUGACCUUUGACGGGGUCAGUUUUUCCUACAGCGCUGAUGGUCCCAGAGUUUUGGACAACUUGAAAGUGACAUUCCAACCCAAAGAGAAGGUGGGCAUCGUGGGUCGGACAGGCGCUGGGAAAAGCUCCCUGGUGUCAGCCCUGUUCCGCCUGGCUGAACCCGAAGGAAAGAUCUACAUCGAUGGCGUGUUGACUUCUGAGCUGGGACUUCACGACAUUCGUCAGAAGAUGUCAAUCAUUCCUCAGGACCCGGUGCUGUUCACAGGCUCCAUGAGAAAAAACCUCGACCCUUUCAACCAGCAUUCAGAGGAGGAGCUCUGGAAUGCACUUCAAGAGGUCCAGCUGAAGGGUGUGGUAGAAGAGCUUCCUGGAAAACUGGAAACUGUUCUGGCUGAGUCUGGCUCCAACUUCAGCGUGGGCCAGAGGCAGCUGGUGUGUCUGGCCAGAGCCAUCCUGAGGAAGAACCGCAUCCUCAUUAUUGAUGAGGCCACUGCCAACGUCGACCCCAGGACAGAUGAACUGAUCCAGAGGACUAUCCGGGAGAAGUUCCAGGAAUGCACCGUGCUCACCAUCGCCCAUCGCCUCAACACCAUCAUAGACAGCGAUCGCAUCCUGGUUCUAGAUGCAGGGAGAAUCCACGGGUAUGAUGAGCCAUACACGCUUCUCCUGGACCCCUCUUCUAUUUUUCGGAAAAUGGUGCAGCAAACCGGCAAGCAGGAGGCUGCGGCCCUGCUGGCGGCAGCUAAAAAGGCUUAUGAGAGCAGAAGCCGACCGAACCUGAGUAGCGGUGAGGCGGACGGGCCAGAUCGGAGUUUGGUCAUCUUUGAGACAGCUCUGUGAGCCGCACACUACAUUGGAGAGUGUCUGGGACACGUUUCGAUUGUACGGACAUGAUGAGAACCACUGCUGUACAAACUGUAGACAUGCAUGUAUUUAUUUUGCAUACUUGUUGGGGUUUUUUCCCCACACAUAAAAAACGCUGCCUUGUUUUCAAUCGCCGGCUGUCAUUUUAUUUGAGCGUGUGCUCUAUUAAGCCAAGAAAACCCCAACAAUUGCCAAGUGUGUUCUUGUGAGAAUGGUGAGUGUGUUUCCAAUUUUGAAGACCAAAUGCAAGCAGAUUAGCUUUUUAA
Molecule: messenger RNA, 4424 nt
Organism: Hippocampus zosterae (dwarf seahorse)
Lineage: Eukaryota; Metazoa; Chordata; Actinopteri; Syngnathiformes; Syngnathidae
Gene: abcc4
Product: ATP-binding cassette, sub-family C (CFTR/MRP), member 4
Exons: 31
Coding region: 172-4134 (1320 amino acids)
Biological process (GO): transmembrane transport; monoatomic ion transport
Cellular component (GO): plasma membrane
Molecular function (GO): ATP binding; ATP hydrolysis activity; ABC-type transporter activity
Source: RefSeq, a predicted model, not a curated record